UUUUUACCCUAAAGCAUGUUUUGUGUUCUCAACAUUUCAGGUCACUAUUCACCCUGGAAGACUCCAAAACAGGUGCUGGAGCAGUGGGAGUCCCAGCAGGGGCAGAACAGCCCCGCUCAGACCAGCCGCUCUGCUCCCAUUGUCUCCCACAGCGCCCCCUUCCCAACACCCCAUCUUCACAUGGCCUCGGUCCCGGACUCGGCCUCCGAGGCCUUGGCACUGGUCAAACCUGACCCCUAUGACCUUUUUGAGAAGUCCAUGGCUAUCUAUGAGAGUAGGCAACUUGUUCAACCAAGGACCGUUUUUCCUGUGGACUCUACUGGAGCAGAGUACCAGGACAUCGAGGUCCACCUGCGCAGACAGAAGUCUGGGUUUGGCUUUCGGGUGCUGGGCGGUGAUGAGGCCGGGCAGCCUGUGAGUGUGGAGACACGUGAGAAGAUUCUUAUUGGAGCGAUCAUAGAGAAGAGUCCAGCAGAUCUAGACGGGCGAUUACGGCCGGGAGACGAGCUGCUGUUCGUGGACGGGAUCCCAGUGGUGGGGAAGGCACACAGAUACGUUAUCGACCUGAUGCACGCGGCGGGGCGCAACGGACAAGUCAACCUGGUCAUCAGGAGAAGGGCGCAGGCAGGAGGUGAGUCGUGUCCAGAAAACAGCCGCAGUCCGGGCUCCGCCUCCACGCAGCACAGCUCGCCUCACAGCGACUACACGUACGCAAACAGCACCAGCCAGACUGCCAACAGCGGCCCAGGCAACGCCUCCGCUGCGUCAGACGGGAUGUCCGCCGCCAACACAAAGCCGAGCGACGUCACAAUCAGCAGGAAGGAGAGCGAAGGCUUCGGCUUCGUCAUCAUCAGCUCGCUCAACCGGCCUGAAACGACUGCAACCAACACUGUGCCCCAUAAAAUCGGCCGGAUCAUCGAGGGCAGCCCGGCUGACCGCAGCGGGAAGCUGAAGGUGGGAGACCGGAUCCUGGCGGUCAAUGGCCAGUCCAUCGUCAGCAUGCCGCACGCCGACAUCGUCAAGCUGAUCAAGGACGCCGGCCUGAGUGUCACUCUGAGGAUCAUCCCACAGGAAGAGCUCAGCAACCCUCCGUCAGCGACGGCCUCAGAGAAGCAGAGCCCCAUGGCUCAACAGCACAGCCCAAAGGUCCAGCCCAACGCUGCAGCCUCCCAGUCCAACCAAGCACCAGUAGAAUCUCACCCAUCUGCUGCUCAGCCCAACCCAGCUCCCCAUCACAGCCCUGUGACCCAACUUCCUGUUCCUCCUCCUCAGACCUACACCCACGACAGCAGUUACAGAUCUGAGGUGAAGGCCAGACAAGACGUUAAACCAGACAUCAGACAACCUCCUUUCACGGAUUACCGGCAGCCACCGGUGGAUUACCGGCACCCUCCUGUGGCGGACUACAGGCAGCCGCCCACGCUGGACUACAGACAUCCGCCGCUGCUGGACUACAGGCCGUUCGCCAUCCCAGACUACAGGAUGCCUCCGGUUCAGCUUUCGCAGGACUUUGACUAUUUCACAGUGGAGCUGGAAAAAAGCGUGAAGGGCUUCGGUUUCAGCAUCCGAGGAGGGCGGGAGUACAAGAUGGACCUGUUUGUCCUGCGGCUGGCGGAGGACGGACCGGCCAUCCGCAACGGGAGGAUGAGGGUCGGGGACCAAAUCAUUGAGAUUAAUGGAGAGAGCACCAGAGACAUGACCCACGCCAGGGCCAUCGAGCUCAUCAAGGCCGGGGGCAGACGGGUCCGUCUCCUCCUGAAGAGGGGGACGGGCCAGGUCCCAGAGUACGACAACGCCGCCCCAUGGGAUGGUCGCCCUUCAGCCUCCCCAAGCCUGUCGGAAGUAGGCCCUCCCUCUGACAGCCUCUCCAUGCCAACGCCUUCAUCUCAUUUGGCCCCGGCCCCCGACCCUCCUCAUCUGCCUCCUCUAGACGCCGCCCGGGACACCAGCAGGACGGAGCGUUCCAAGAGCCCCCAGAAAGCCGAGCUGCUGCUGAACAGAGACGCCAUGAGUCAGGGGAGGAGAAUCGCCAAAAGCAACGGUGGCAGGUCCACCCAUAAGGGACACAGGCUGCAGCAGCAGCAGCAGCAGCACACUACUGAAGGAGACGGGGACAAGGAGGGACAAGGCGGGGAGUCCAAACCUGUGAGGAGCACCAGAGGACGGUCCAAGGAGAGGACUCACUCUCCCGGCGGCUCUAAGAUCCCACACACUAACGGGAACAGCAGGGAAAGCGCAGAGCGAAGGGGCAAGAGCUCCAGCAGCGCCACCGGAGCGGGGAGGAAGGCCACGGUCUCGCCCGGUCCGUGGAAGAUCCCUGGAUCGGACAAGCUGCCCAGCACGCUGCGCGCAGGCGCGUCCACGCUCAGCAGAUAACGCCGCAGCAGCAGCAGCAGCAGCAGCAGCAGCAGCAGCAGCGUCCACGUUUGUCUGGACUGAACCACCACCUCCACAUCCCCAAACACGAAGCGGGGCGGGCUUAUCUGGACCACGACUUUUAAAACUUUUAUUUAUACUACUGUACUUUAAAUUAUUCUGAAGCAUUAUGUUACACCCACCACCUUAAGAACUGGAAAGUCAUCCACUUUAAGAAAGAGCAAUCAGUAGCAGAGCGAGAACUUUCUGAAACCUCUGAACUCCCGAGCAGAGCUGGACAGAAAGCAGGCUGGGAUUUUUUAUAUAUAAAUAUAUUUACUGUUCAAAUUGUAGUCUAUUUUAUGAAGAGGAAUGUUGAAAGGUGACCUAUUAUACUUCCUUGAACCGGUUAGGAUAGGUUUAUGGUUUAUACAAAACAUGUUUAUUACAUUUUUUUGCACAAAAUCAUUCUUAAAUGAUGAGAUUUUAGUCAGUUCUCCUUUCAGUGUCAGCUGUUUUCGGGGCUCUGCCACUUUAAAGCCAAUCCACGACCCAGACUCAGCGUUUACACUCACACAUGAAAAUGGCUGCAGAUGGGCAAUUAUACAAAGGCAUGUCUUUGAAAAGCAGAAGUGGAGCCUCCUGCGCAACCAACAGGAAUGCAGAAAGUGGUUUCUGCAUGGUAAGUCAACAACAAAACAUUUGUCUUUUCCAGCCGAGUAGGUUUGUCUGCAGACGAAGUAGGCGUUUCCAAAGGAAGGCGUUUCUCAAGAGGCACACUUGACUGGACCAAAUUAACGCCAUUCAAGCUAGCUUACAUCUCUGGCAUCAGACUUUAAUUUAUUUUAGUUUCAUGAGCUUUUUGUUGUAACUUGGAGGUAUCUGAAUGUCUUAUAGUUACACUUUAAGCACUUAACGACAAACACUGUGUUAGCCAGUUCAAUAUUGGUGGCGUCUCUCUAACUUCUCCUCCCGCCUCUCUUUCCAGAGAGCAUCCAGGUACAUUUCAAAACAAGAGCAUCAACAUAAAUCACAGGGUUUUAAUAACAGUAGCAAUUUUCCUGAGAUGUUUAGCAGUAGGAGGCACUAAAUGUUGAACAAAAUCCAUUUUGGUUACUGAAAUGAUGUGAAAACGGACAUAAGGUGUUAAAAACACUGAAAAACUGUUACUUUGAGUGGCAUUGAGACAAAUGAAUUGUACCCUUAGCUUCUUAUGCCAUAUUUUUAAAGCAACCACCAAAUGUGAUUUUUGUAAGUGUCUGAAAGGUUUUUGCUCUUUAGAAACGCCCACUUUCAGUCUGCAGAUUAACCCUAUCUUUUCCAGCAGCCAUUGUACAGCGUAUACAGCAGUAAAAAUUAGCUGACCAAAUGUGCUGGAGCUCCACUUGGGUUGCUAGGUGACGACAGAACUCUGCUGGGGUUGCUAGGUAAUGAGCUGGGCUUCUCUGGGGUUACUAGGUGAAAUGACUCAUUUUCCAGACUCUAAAAUUCAUUAAUUUAUUGUCAAAAAAUGGCUUUUUUAAGCGUUUGGUCUGUUUUCAGAAGCAGUAGAAACCCAAAUAGAAGUAGAAAGUUAGCAAAAAAAAAAUCCAAAGAAGUAUGAUGGGUCCCCUUUGUAAGAAGGUUUGUCUGCUUUCUGAGGCGUGAAUGAAUCAAAACGUGACAGCAGAGAAGAAAUCCACUCAUCAGCCGAGCUUUGCCUUAACAGAGACCGCUCUCAACUAAUCCAUCACAUGAUUAAAAGAUACUAUAUAAAAAAUAUUAAACAGUUUGUAAAUAAGACCAUCUUCAACGUGAAGAAUCUUAUCAGAAAACCGAUGAGAGUUCAAGCAAAGCGACUUGGGGUUUCCUCUGCGAUCGUCUGUUUCUGUUCUGUACGAUUGUCUCGUUUAUCCAUUUUUAUCGUCAUUCUUGUGCU
Molecule: messenger RNA, 4273 nt
Organism: Poecilia latipinna (sailfin molly)
Lineage: Eukaryota; Metazoa; Chordata; Actinopteri; Cyprinodontiformes; Poeciliidae
Product: membrane-associated guanylate kinase, WW and PDZ domain-containing protein 2-like
Exons: 12
Coding region: 16-2376 (786 amino acids)
Biological process (GO): signal transduction; receptor clustering
Cellular component (GO): dendrite; cytoplasm; cell-cell junction
Molecular function (GO): type II activin receptor binding; signaling receptor complex adaptor activity; beta-1 adrenergic receptor binding
Source: RefSeq, a predicted model, not a curated record